AUGAUGUAUUCAAAAGCUGGCAAAAUUUCAAUUGAACUCUUUCCAUGGAUAUAAUAGAGAGAUGCAAUUAUCAAUGGGGAGAAAAAAAAAACUUAUGAAAUAUCAAUUUUUGAUGAAAUUCCUCAUAGUAAAAGACCUUAUAAGAGUUUCAAAGAAAAUAAUAAAUCCCCCCCAAAAGAUAGCUCACAACCAAAGGUUUAACCAUUUUCAAAAUAAGUUGGAAGAGUGGAAUCUAAAAAGGAGUUAGAUAGAUAUGGAUUUUAUAAUCCAAAAUAUCACUUAGUGCAGAGAAGGUCACCUUUAACUGAUAGUCCUGAUCAUUUUAAAUAAAUAAAUAGUGAUCGAUCUUUAUCUUCGAAAACUAUUAAAAGAUCCAUAAAAAUAUAGUAACCUACUUUAAAACAUAAUUGUGAAACAAGUAAAGAAUAUCUACAAAAAAAAUAACUGUAAAAAGAAAAAAAGCUAAGAGCCCAAGAAUAUUAACCAGAAUUGAACAGAUUUCCCUUACCAGAAGGGCCAAAUGAACAUAGAUUUGAAUACUAAAAUUAUCCCUAAUCUUAAUAUGAUAGAUCUCCAAAUCCAAUAAUUAGACAAUUAUCUAGUUCUUCAAAAUUGAAAUUUAAAGAAGUAAGACAACCAUUUGAUAAAAUAAUAGUAAAAGAAUGGUUAAAUUUAUGAUCUAAAUUACACUGUAAUAUAUCCAAAAUCUGAUAAGAUGAUACCUGUAUUAGAUAAAUUAACACCAAGAUAACCAUUUAAUAGUGAAAAACCCAUUUAUACUUAUCAUGAGACAUUGUCUGAUGAUACUCCAAAGAAACGUAAUAGCCCUCAAUCAUUUAAAUUGGAUUAGUAAAUUUCUAGAGAAAAAGCAAUGAGUUACUAUUCCUCUAUAAGAAGACUUUAUUAUUUAUGA
Messenger RNA from Paramecium sonneborni, 913 nucleotides. NCBI's taxonomy places the organism in Eukaryota, Ciliophora, Oligohymenophorea, Peniculida, Parameciidae. The record is from the annotation of a GenBank genome assembly.